Messenger RNA from Plutella xylostella (diamondback moth), 4179 nucleotides. NCBI's taxonomy places the organism in Eukaryota, Metazoa, Arthropoda, Insecta, Lepidoptera, Plutellidae. The record is from RefSeq and is a predicted model, not a curated record.
GCUCGCAAUUAAAGCGCGCGUGUAAUGCAAGCCGUAUUAUUUUAUUGCUUGAAUAAAAACAGUCGACGGCGGGCGGGGCGCGGAUAGCUUAUUGCUUAUCAGUUUGAUAUCGCGGUGUUUGAUUCGCCGGGUGGCGCGACGCCCCAGGGCGAGGCGGGGCCAAGGAGGGGAGCUCGCGCGCGCCUCGCCAUUCCGCCGCGAGCCGUGUCGCACGACGCUUGUCUGUACCUCCCGCACCGUCCCAUGCCGUGCUGACCGCGUGUGCCCAGUGAGUGACCGUGUGGUGAGACUCUUCCCGUGCCCGUGCAGUAAAGCCGUCAAGAUUCGCGUGAAGAACCGGGAACCGGUCCCGGCCUAUGCCAUGGCCGACGGCGACCGAGACUCCGACUUAGGCGACGACAGCCCCGUGUUGUAACAUUGCAGUCGGCGCGAUCUGACGGCGACUCGUCGGGCGACCAGUCGGGCGACAGCUCGGACGAGGGCGUCGGGCGCGACGUGCCCCAGCCACUGCACCUGCACCAGCCAGUCAACAUGAACCACCACAACCACCACCCGCUGAACCAGCCGGGGCUCACCAGGAACUCGCCGCGCCCGCACGAGACUAUCAAAGUGCGAGACGACUUCGAGUCGCUCAAGUCGUCUCUCCACCCGCAUCUCUCGUCCCUGGCGUCGCUGGCCCAGGGGGCGCCACUGUCGGCGCCGAGCAGCGUGUUCGCGCUGGCCGGGGGCGGCGGGGGCUUCCCCUACGCGCCCCCGGCGUUCCUCGCCCCCGCGCCGCCGCCCCCCGCGCCCCCCGCCGGCUCUGCGUCCAGCUCCUCGUCCGAGGGCAGCGCGGCGGGCUGGAGCUUCGAGGAGCAGUACAAGCAGGUCCGUCAGCUGUACGAAAUCAGCGACGACCCGCAGAGAAAGGAGUUUCUAGACGACCUCUUCUCCUUCAUGCAAAAAAGAGGGACUCCAAUAAACCGGCUGCCGAUAAUGGCCAAGUCCGUGCUGGACCUGUACGAGCUCUACAACCUGGUGAUCGCCCGCGGCGGGCUGGUCGAGGUCAUCAACAAGAAGCUCUGGCAGGAGAUCAUCAAGGGGCUGCGGCUGCCCUCCUCCAUCACCUCUGCAGCCUUCACGCUGCGCACGCAGUACAUGAAGUAUCUGUACGACUACGAGUGUGAGAAGAAGAACCUAUCGACCCGCAGCGAGCUGGACGCGGCCAUCGAGGGCAACAAGCGCGAGGGCCGCCGCGCCUCCGGCCAGUACGACGCGCAGGCCGCCAUGGGCAUGCCGCAGCUCAGCCGCGGAGUGCCGGCGUCGCUGGCGCAGCUGUCUCAACACAUGCAGCCUCUCUCGCUCUCACUCGGGGGGGUGCCGCGCCUGCCCCCGCUGCCCCCGCACGCCCCUCACCUCGCCCCGCACGAGCUCGAGUACCGAGUCAGAGAGUACAUGAAGCUCAUUCAACAGCAACAGCGCGACUUUAGACGGAACGGUUCAGAAUCCCCGCCCAGCUCAAACGGGCCUCCCUCGGGGGUGAUAUCGCCCCGGGACGCGGCUCUGUCUGCGCUGGACGUGUCCCGCCUCACUCUGUGGUCUCUCUACAACAACAACAACAACAACUCGCCGCAGCCGGACAUCGAGCCGCAACGGUUAGUUCAUUACCGCGAGGCGCUAAACCUAAGCGAGAGUCCGAACUCGAACUCGGGUGUUUGCGUGAAGCGCGAGGCGUGCCGCUCGCCGCCGCCGCCGGCCAAGCGCCGCACCCCCGCGUCCCCCCGCGCCCCCAGCCCGCCCCCCGCGCGCCCGCACAGCCAGCCCCCGACGCCCGUCAACGGCGCGCACGGGGCCGCCUUCAAGAUCACUACUAGAGGUGACGCCAACACAGGCGACCAGCAACUAGUGGUAUCCAUAGAGCUGAACGGAGUCACCUACGAGGGCGUCCUGUUCCCUUCAGCACAGAACGGAAGUUCACCAUCCACACAACACAGGCCCAUGGUCUCCUAGACGACCAGCCCAGCGGUCCCCCAGGACCUUACAGUGUAGCCUAGAACAAGGGUCAACAGAAGUUGGUUAAAGAUUGCAACGUUCGGUCCGGGCAACUUUGUUUGUGUCCGGUUCUUUGCUUCUCUGAUAUGCCUUUGGAGACAGAAUUGCAGUAUUAAGUGGGAUGUUUUGGUCCAUGUGUAAGCUAUAAAAGCGUACAUGUUGAUUAGAAGCGGGUUUGUUGGUUUGCACAAGCAGAAUAAUGGCGAAGGAUACAUUAGAGGAGUAUAGGGUUUUCGGACAGUAAAGUAAAAUUACCCCGAUUUUUUUAUUCAUUUUGGUGUAGAAAACUAUCAUCAUCGUUUUGUAAUACGUCAUUCAUUGCACUAAUUUUAGUAGACGGUUGGGGUAUUAGUGAAACCAAAGUUAGCUUUAAAAAGGCAGUUACAUGUAGGUAAAAAAGUAGUGUCGAAAUCAUGGAUUUUGAGAUUGCUGAUUCAAGAAUUAUCUGAAGUGUAAGCCAGGUAGAACAGUCAACGUAUCUCUAUCUUGACUAUGAAUAGAUCUCAAGAACCGUUUGGCCAAAACAGACACCGACAUCCAACCUGCCUAACGUUGAUCGGACGACUGCCAUCUCUAACCAACUUCUGUCAGACCAAAUUGAAUUUUUAAUUUUCGAAUUGACAAAAGCAAAAUUUGAUUCUUUAGUACAAAAAGUUUUUCUACAUGCGAUGUUUGAAAUUUUUACUCCAGAAUUUGUUUUCGUUUUAAAUGUGAUUAAGUUUUAUCUUGGAUAUUUUCAUUUAUUUAUAGUGAUUAUUUUUAAUGUUUUAUACGAUGUCACUGCCUUGAGGGAAAGCCGAGUUAUUUGAGUGAAAAUAACACCAGUUUUUCCUUCUUAACAUUUAUGUUUCCGAGCAUAAUUUUAAUAUUUUUGUAUGGCAUGUAGAAAUUGAUACUGAUUUUUUGUAAAUAUAGUUUUGUGACUAUAUAUUAUUUAUAUUUUAAAUAUAAGUGGGUGACAGAUGAAUGGUGUCUUCGUGGUUGAAGAGAGGAUGAUAGAUGGCUCGUUGUGUUUUGAUGUACAUUUUUGUAAAUAGUUACGUUAUUUUAGAUAUUUUGUUUUAUGCUAACUUGGAUACACCGCUAUACAAUAUGUAGAAUGUGUAGGCGAUUAUAUACUUCAUAUUUUAUUCAGAAUAAUGACUAACAGGACACAAGGUUUAGUGCUACAGUAACAGACUUGUGUAUGCCUACCUUAAAGUUCGUUAGUUAUUUUUAUGAAUAAGGGGGUUACUUCUUUGUAAUUGAAUGUGCAUAUAUUUUAUGUGCCUAAUAAUUGAAAAGCUUCAGUAUUGUACUUAGGGUUAAUUUAUAAACUGAAAAGGUUUAUAGAUGCAUUAAGAUGCCAGUUUUAGAGACGAUAGUACGUAUUUAAUGUUCAAUAUUAAUGAUAAUCACGGUAUCAAUCGAAUAUUUAUGUAAUUUUCCAUAGUUGUAAGCGUAGAUUUAUCGCCAUUGCUUCAUGGUCUAGCCUACAAACAGAGUCGGCCAUAAUUUGAGAUAGUAUGAUAAUUAAUUAAACCAAAUUAAAUAAAUAUGUGCAAUUUUAAAUUACUUACGUGCAAUGUCACUGAAAAAUUCAUUAUUUCGUGACAAAGCACCAGAUUUUAAUGUAAAGACAUGGUAAAUUUUUAGAAAAUUAUAAGUACUUAAAUCACAAUACAAGUUAAGAUUUAACUAAAUAAAUAGAUGUGCCACGACCUAGGUAGAAUGGCGUGAUUCUAAAAGGAAUUAGGUAGUUAGUGUAAACGCAACUUAAUAAAAAUUGGCUUUUUACAUAUCGAAAGCUGUACAGUUGUGCUUCAGUAGACUGAACAUAGAUUUAAUUUUUAAUCUUCGAAUAAAUACUUUAUAAAUAGUGAUAAAUAAAUGUUUUUAACUUAAAUGAAAAUAAGGUUUUUAUAGAUUGAUGUUUAAAAUUUUAAUUAUCUGUGGUAGUUAUCGAGCCAUAGGGUUCGUUUCGUACCUACAUAUGUAUGUAGAAUAUGAUAAGUACAUUCCCGACAAUGUACAUAAUGUUAGAACAACUUGGUACUCAAACAGGCCUACAUUGUAUCGCGGCCGUAAUAUCUUAAUAAACCAAAUAUUGCACUAAAAUUUGUCAUGUAUUCGACUUAUAUGUGAAUAAAAUAUUAUGAAUAAUUUCAA